Messenger RNA from Colias croceus (clouded yellow), 842 nucleotides. Its product is annotated as metallo-beta-lactamase domain-containing protein 1. The record is from RefSeq and is a predicted model, not a curated record. The transcript has 4 exons. Bases 153 to 779 code for a protein of 208 amino acids. NCBI's taxonomy places the organism in Eukaryota, Metazoa, Arthropoda, Insecta, Lepidoptera, Pieridae.
UUCGUAAUAAAUCUCUAUUAAAUAUAGUUUAAAUAUACGAAAUACUUAUAUUUAUAAGAGAAUAUCAUACAAUAUAGGAUAAGAGUUCACUUUUCGUGUUCAAUUUUCAAUUUUCUUGUUAAAAAAAAAACAGAUAUUAGGGAUAUUCCAAAAUGUGUGAAGUGGUUGUUUUGCAUGAUGGUUAUUCCUUUAUUAAUAAUGAUGGUGAAAUGAUGGCAAAUUGUUCAUGUACUUUGGUAAAAGGUCCUCACAAUAUAAUUGUUGAUACCAUGACUCCCUGGGACUCGGAAAUAAUAUUGACUGCUCUAAUGAAACAUCAAUUAACCCCUGACGAUAUACAUUUUGUGGUAUCAACACAUGGACAUUCAGAUCAUACCGGCAAUAAUAAUCUCUUUCUUAAAGCAACCCAUAUAGUCGGUUUUAGCAUAUCAUUUAGAGAUAAGUACUAUAUUCAUCCAUUUGAAAAUGGUGAAGAGUAUGUGAUAAAUGAUUUUGUUAAAAUAAUUCCAACACCUGGUCAUACUCUAUCAGAUGUAACAGUUCUAGUCAAAUCUGAAGGACAGAAUAUAGCAAUUGCUGGUGAUUUGUUUGAGAAGUAUGAAGAUAUUAAUAACCAAAGCAUUUGGCAAGAAGCAGGAUCAGAGGAUCCUGCCAAACAAUUGAGAAAUAGAACAAAGAUUGCUGAUAUAGCAAAUUGGAUAAUUCCUGGACAUGGCCCAAAAUUUGAAAUCACAGAUGAAAUCAGGAUGUUGUUGAAAAAACAAACUACAGAUGCUUAAAAUGUAGUAAAAUUAAAUGGAAUGAUUUCAUAAUGUUUUGUUAAUAAAAUUAAACACAAGAUA